Messenger RNA from Lepus europaeus (European hare), 953 nucleotides. RefSeq names its product transmembrane protein 156 (gene TMEM156). The record is from RefSeq and is a predicted model, not a curated record. The transcript is spliced from 7 exons. NCBI's taxonomy places the organism in Eukaryota, Metazoa, Chordata, Mammalia, Lagomorpha, Leporidae. Bases 1 to 927 code for a protein of 308 amino acids.
AUGACAAAAACAGCCCUCCUUAAAUUAUCUGUGGCCAUCGUGAUCACGUUCAUUUUAACUUUGCCAGAAUAUUUCAAGACCCCGAAAGGACGAAUUUUGGAGCUAUCCUGUCUGAAAGUUUGUUUACAACCCAAUCCCACCUAUUCUCUUUCCUCCUCAAAUUUUUCACUGGUGACUUUUCUGCAAGCAGUAAGAGAAGCUCAGAUUAUCUUGGGAAUCUUUGUAAAUCACUCCAACUUCCAAAAUGUCACCAGGAUUUGCCAAGACAUCACAAGCGAACUUAAAAUGUGCUCUUCGUGUUUGGUUUGUGAACCUAAAGGAAAUGUGAAUUUUAUUUCCCAGGAACAAACAUCAAAAGAUUCUAUCAUGACAGGAUCAAUGGAGAGGGGAGAAAAUGAUUUUCAUUCACCUUGUCAACAUUUUAACUUCACUGUGGCUCCUCUGGUCGCCCACUUGGAGGAAAACAACACUACCUGUAAUCUGAAAAUGCACACUAGAAAAUCAACGGUCACGGAGGAAGAUCGGGCCAGGGAAAAUUCUAUAAAUCAAACCUGCAGAAUUAUGGAAUCUCUGAACAACUGUACACACAUUUCUUUGUACCUAGAAAUGGACCUAAAAAAUCUCAUCUGUUCCAUGAAGAUCACUUGGUAUGCUUUAGUUCUAUUAGUUUUUGUAGUUUUGAUCAUCCUUAUUAUACACAAAAUACGUGAAGGCCACAGAGUUCAGAAGUGGCAGAGUCUGAAGUACAAACCUACAACUGGUCUCUUACGGGAAAGAGAUUCUGAGAAACUGAGAGCAUUGAACGUGCGGGUUAUUUCAGAGUCCACACAGAGGCUGCCCUUAACUCAGGUCAAGGAAGAGCUUCCCCCAAUACCAGAGCUGCAAGUUACUUCUGCAGUGAAUCCAGGAGACCUGCACUGGACCUGAAUCUUCAUGGACGAUUUGGACUGAAC